Molecule: messenger RNA, 2116 nt
Organism: Engraulis encrasicolus (European anchovy)
Lineage: Eukaryota; Metazoa; Chordata; Actinopteri; Clupeiformes; Engraulidae
Exons: 10
Coding region: 89-1366 (425 amino acids)
Biological process (GO): positive regulation of lymphocyte migration; leukocyte tethering or rolling; integrin-mediated signaling pathway
Cellular component (GO): membrane
Molecular function (GO): integrin binding involved in cell-matrix adhesion
Source: RefSeq, a predicted model, not a curated record
AAUUCAGAGCCAGGAGAAAUAAUAACAGUCUUGGUGAACAUUUGUACCCCCUGCCAUAUUGUCCUGAACCACACGUCUCAGCAGAGCCAUGGCUGCACAGCAACAGCACAUUCUGCUCCAGGGUUUGUCACUGAUGCUACUGGGUUCUGCAGUGCACAUGUACAGUGUGAGUAUUCAGCCAGAGCAGGAUCUGUGGGUGGAGCUGGGGUCUGCUUUCAACCUCACCUGCAGCACAGACUGCCCUGGAGGAAAGGCCGCCUGGGAGUUUAUGGACAACAGUGAUUUUAACGCAACUAGAAUCCAGCAAGGCAGCGUACUGUCUGUUUCAUCGGCCCGAGGGCAUCAUGCUGAAACUUAUCGUUGUAAACUGUCCAGCCCAAAUGAAUGUGGCAAGACGCCAAGGCCUAAAAGAAAGGUCACUGUUUACUCUUUUCCUGACCCUGAGUUGACAGUGGAGCCUCCACGUCCCGUAUUGGGCCAAUCUGUCCAGAUCACCUGCAUCGUCAACGCUGUUUAUUGUAGUGAUGGAUGCUCUCUGGACAUGACGCUCUUUCGGGAGUCGGACAAGUUGGCUGAGCGAAUGCAAGAGGACUGUGAACAAUUCACACAUUGCAACUUCAACUUGUCAGCUACAGAUCAAAGCUCAGAAGAGAAGGUUCACUACAGAUGUUUGGUAGCGCUUACGGAUAGACCGACUCACAGCAAAUCAGCAAAUGCAACAGUACAAUUUCAAGACACCAGAGCACUGGAGACCCAGCAGAGCUCUACAUCUACUAUGAGUUCAACUAGUAGCGCUACAACACCAUUAAACACAGUGACUGAACAAACAGUGGAGUCCCGGCACUCCACAUAUACUAUGGCUUCGACCAACAGCAGCACAACACCACUGGAUACAACUGCUGACAAAAACAUGAGAGCAGUGGAUUCCCGGCAGGACUCUAAACCUACUGUGGAGUUGACAAGUAGCACUACACCACCAGUGGACACAGUGACUGAUAGUAAAUCUACAAAGCUUGUAGACUCAGAAAUCAACCCCAAUGCCAUCGAAAGUCAUGUAAUUAAAACGGGUUCUUCACUGCCUAAAGACUCAGAAAUAAACUCCAAUGCCAUCGAAAGCCAUGCAAUUAAAACUGGUUUCACAACAGAGACGGACGUCUCUGAGGAAAACUCCAACGCUGUUGAAAGUAAUGCAAUGAAAGCAAGAGAAAAUAUCACCACAUUAAACGCGUCGAUUCUGGGCAGUGCUGGUGCUCUUCUGCUUGCUAUUUUGGGAGCAGCGGCCUACUCGUGCAAGUAUGGAAUGAAAUUACCACGCUUUCUGGGAAGGUCCCAAAGAGAGGAAGAGACAGAUGAAACAAAGCUGUGAAGCUGGCGGUCAAAGAUUCAUAUUGCAAAGAUGAUAAUCACUCAUAACAUUCAUGUGAAAAUGUGCUAACAAUCUCAAGUCCUGUUCCUCAAUUUCAGUAAAUGAAUAAAAUGAGCUCUGAGUUUGGCCUUAUGACAGUCAACUUCUGAUGCGACUUACUGUAUAUUAACCUGUAUAAUUUGUCUUCACUAUUUUUUAUUUUUUUUUGAAAAAAUAUUAUAUCAAAAAUAAAAUGUAUAUUUUAUGUUUCCAAUUUGUCAGUUUUUGUUUUGGCAGGUAUACUGUAGGCUAUGUCAACUGACCAAAUAAGGCAAUCAACAUAAAUAUAAAUAAAUUAAAUUGUAAAUCAUAUCAAUACCAAGGCAAAGAAUAUGAAGGUGUAAACCCUGUGGCCUUUACAUCUAAAUAUGAAGAUGUAAACCCCUUGGCCUUUACAUCUAAAUAUGAAGAUGUAAACCCCUUGGCCUUUACAUCGAAAUAUGAAGAUGUAAACCCCUUGGCCUUUACAUCGAAAUAUGAAGAUGUAAACCCCUUGGCCUUUACAUCGAAAUAUGAAGAUGUAAACCCCUUGGCCUUUACAUCUAAAUAUAAAGAUGUAAACCCCUUGGCCUUUACAUCUGAAUAUGAAGAUGUAAACCCCUUGGCCUUUACAUCUAAAUAUGAAGAUGUAAACCCCUUGGCCUUUACAUCUGAAUAUGAAGAUGUAAACCCCUUGACCUUUACAUCUGAAUAUGAAGAUGUAAACCCCUU